CUUUGGAGAACGCAGACUCUACGAUCGGCCUGUGUGGGUGGCUGCUGGUCUUACUCUCCGUCCUUCUGGUGAUGGUCACCCUGCCCAUCUCCAUAUGGAUGUGCAUUAAGAUCGUGAAGGAGUACGAGCGAGCCAUCAUCUUCCGUCUCGGGCGUAUUUUACGAGGAGGAGCCAAAGGACCUGGCUUGUUCUUCAUCGUGCCGUGCACCGACAACUUCAUUAAUGUGGACAUGCGCACCAUCACCUUCGACAUCCCGCCUCAAGAGGUGCUGACCAAAGACUCUGUGACCGUGAGCGUUGACGGCGUGGUGUACUACCGGGUCCAGAACGCCACUCUAGCCGUAGCCAACAUCACCAACGCGGACGCCGCCACCCGUCUGUUGGCUCAGACCACCCUGAGGAACGUGCUGGGCACCAAGAACCUGGCAGAGAUCCUCUCUGACCGGGAGGAGAUCGCACACAGCAUGCAGUCCACGCUGGACGACGCUACAGAUGACUGGGGGAUCAAGGUGGAGCGGGUGGAGAUCAAAGACGUGAAGCUGCCUCUGCAGCUGCAGAGAGCCAUGGCUGCCGAGGCGGAGGCGAGCCGCGAGGCCAGAGCCAAGGUGAUCGCAGCCGAGGGGGAGAUGAACGCGUCGCGGGCCCUCAAGGAGGCCUCCCUGGUCAUCGCCGAGUCCCCGUCGGCCCUGCAGCUGCGCUACCUGCAGACCCUCAACACCAUCGCCGCCGAGAAGAACUCCACCAUCAUCUUCCCGCUGCCGCUGGAGAUGAUGCAGGGGCUCAUGAAGCGCUGAGGACGAGCCACAGGUCAAACACUCAGAACCUGCAGACCACGAGCUCAAACAUCUGAUUUACUUUAAAAAGCAUUUCAAGCUGUUUUACUUGUUGUCCUGUUUUUACUGAGACUGAUCUGUCUCAACCUCAAGUAGCUGCCAAAAACUGACCACUGAUUUAAAACAACUUUUAAACUAGUUUUACUUUGAUAUUUGUGUUUUUUAGUCUUGUUGGAACCUCAAACUGUCACAUAAGCUUUUUUACUGUUUAAUGGAAAGUGCCUGCUGGGUAAUUCACCUGAAUCUGCUCACACACACACACACACACACACACACACACACACACACUGACAUGUAACAGUUCUGUGACGGAGCUGGAUUCUUUCGUACCUUUUUAUUCCUGCUGUCACUGAAAUCUUCUCUAAAUGUGUUUUUGUUGCUGUUUUAACAGAAGUUUACUACAAAACGUAGUUUUUGAAGUUUAUACGUUGGAACAAACACAUAAAGGCUAGGUAGCUUUUUAUUGCAUUUAUUGUAAUAAAUACUGACGUUUAUGUGAGAAUCAUGUGUAAGAAGCUUGUUUUUAGUGAAAGCUGCAGAUAUUCAGUGUAAACACUUUGUUUCUGUGUAACCUGAACAUGUUUACUGAAAUGUUUCCGUCAGCUCACAGUAUAUAUAUAUAUUUAUAUACGGGUUUUUUUUUUUACAGUAUAUGAAGUAUAAAAACUGUUAUUAGACUGUUGGACCUGAAAGCCAUAGAGCUGAUGUGCGUCGGUGCUCUGCACGCGUCUGUUGCGCCGGUCACUUUGUCGUACUCCUUCAGCCAAAAGCCUUAACUCUCUGCCGUCCCUCCGUCCG
Molecule: messenger RNA, 1631 nt
Organism: Nematolebias whitei (Rio pearlfish)
Lineage: Eukaryota; Metazoa; Chordata; Actinopteri; Cyprinodontiformes; Rivulidae
Product: stomatin
Cellular component (GO): plasma membrane
Source: RefSeq, a predicted model, not a curated record